AUGACUUCCAAAGAGCUUGUUACAGCAGUAGGCCAUACGACUGUUGGUUCAGACGUAGGACUAGACUAUUUGCGUGAUCUGUAUUUGCCUCAAGAACAACAGGAUCGUGAAAUAGACGAAGACAAAGGUGUGGUUGUUUACAAGUCCAUUACUUCCUUCCCUCCUGUGAGGCAACUUAGACCCUCAGAGCGUAAGCGUAUUUUGGUAACAGGAGGUGCUGGUUUUGUAGGUUCUCACCUUGUAGACCGUCUCAUGUGGAUGGGACACGAAGUCAUUGUCCUUGACAACUUCUUUACUGGAUCAAAGCGUAAUGUACAGCACUGGAUUGGUCAUCCUCACUUUGAACUUGUACGUCACGACGUAGUAGACCCCUUUAUGAUUGAAGUGUCGCAGAUAUACCAUUUGGCCUGCCCUGCUUCACCUCCUCAUUAUCAAUAUAAUCCAACAAAGACCGUCAAGACAAGUGUAAUGGGUACAAUCAAUAUGUUGGGUCUUGCUAAGCGAACCAAAGCUCGUUUCUUGCUUACUUCUACAUCAGAGGUCUAUGGUGAUCCAGAAGAACAUCCUCAAAAGGAGACUUAUUGGGGCCAUGUCAAUCCAAUUGGUCCAAGAGCUUGUUAUGAUGAGGGUAAACGUAUUGCAGAAACACUCACUUAUGCCUACAUGAGACAAAAUGAUGUUGAUGUACGAGUAGCACGUAUUUUCAAUACGUUUGGUCCUCGUAUGUCACCAGCAGAUGGCAGAGUAGUCAGCAAUUUUAUUAUGCAGGCUAUUAAAGGUGAAUCCCUGACACUCUAUGGUGAUGGUGAACAAACCAGAUCAUUUCAGUACAUCCAUGAUUUAGUAGAUGGUCUGAUUCUCUUAAUGAACAAGAACUACAGCGAGCCUGUUAAUUUGGGUAAUCCUGAAGAAUAUACCAUUCGUAACUUUGCAGACAUGAUUCGAGAGAUGGUUUUGCAACCACCCUUAUCGCCUGAUAAUGUGGACAUCAAGAUCUUGCCUGCUGCUCUGGAUGAUCCCAAGAAGCGUAAACCUGAUAUUUCCCGAGCCAAGAAAUACUUGGGAUGGGAACCUGGUUUCUCAGUCAAACAAGGACUACAAGAGACUGUAGAUUGGUUUAAAGUACAAGUGAAAGAAGGUGCUAUUUAA
Gilbertella persicaria is the source of this 1149-nucleotide messenger RNA. RefSeq lists its product as uncharacterized. The record is from RefSeq and is a predicted model, not a curated record. Gene Ontology annotation, molecular function: UDP-glucuronate decarboxylase activity; NAD+ binding. Gene Ontology annotation, biological process: D-xylose metabolic process. Gene Ontology annotation, cellular component: cytoplasm. Bases 1 to 1149 code for a protein of 382 amino acids. NCBI's taxonomy places the organism in Eukaryota, Fungi, Mucoromycota, Mucoromycetes, Mucorales, Choanephoraceae. The transcript is spliced from 3 exons.